CCAAUCACAAGCGUCACUUGACAAAACAGGAAGUGAGAUGAACAAAAAUAUUGAGCUUUGUAGCUAAAUAUAACAAAAAUUGUAAUUGUGGAAAAUAUCCGAAAGCGCCCGCGGUUUAAUUACUCAUUUUCCUUGCGAUGUAGGCCGCACGGUGUCACAAAUGGUUAGAAUGCCCGCCUCACACUUCUGAGGACCGGGGUUCAAAUCCCGACGCCGUAAUGUGUGGAGUUUGCGUGUUCUCCGCGUGGCUUUUCUCCGGGUGGCCACUCCGCUUUCCUCCCACAAACACGCGACAUUCAUUGGACCGACUCUAAAUUGCCCGUAGGUGCGAUUGGGAGUUCGACUGUAGCCCGUCUCGACGUGCCCUGCGAUCCGCCCGCGACCCUCGUGAGGAUAAGCGCCAAAAGAAAAUGGAUGGAUGCAUAGUAAUGUAAUAGAUUGCAACGAAUGAAUUGAACAAUCGACGGAUCCGUCAGGUCGUCAAUGUGCCGCGGGUCCAGGAUGCGAGCGGGCGGCCAUUCUUGUUCUUCCCUCAACCUCCUGCUGGUGGCGCUGUGCGCGCUGCUGCUGCUGUGCUGCGCCGCGCUGACGGCGCUGAUGUGGGCGGACGCCCGGCCAGCCGGUGAAGACGCGGGCGCGGGGGCGGCGCUCAGCGGCGUGAUGACGAUCGCGCGCGGCGCCGAGUUCAGCCGGGAUCUGCAGAACCGGAGCAGCGCCGCCUUCAAGUCGCUGGCGUUCGACGUCCAGCAGCUGGUGAGCGGACGCCGAGAGGCGACCGGCGAGGGGCCGCCGUCCCCCGAGGCUGACUUGCGAUUGGCCGGCAGUCAGGGCAGCGUCGUGGUCACCUUUGACCUGCGGUUCACACAAGCGGUGAACGGCGAGGAGGCGGAGCGACAGAUGAAGGCGGGCUUGGAGGAGAGCGGCGGAUUGGUUGUUGACCGAGGCAGCGUCCGCAUCACGGAGAAACAGCAGGAGGCGACCACAAUCGCAAACCUGACGCCAACCACACCCGCCGCAAUCGCGUGCCCUCCCUACCACGUCACCUGCGUCCGCUCGUCAACGUGCGUCCCGACGGACCGCCUGUGCGACGGCGUCGACGACUGCGCCGACGCGUCCGACGAAGACGCCGCCCGCUGCGCAACAGCCUGCGACGGACAGUUCUUACUGCGGGGGCCGACGGGAUGGUUUGCGUCGGCCGCAAACGGCGCCUUCUGCCGCUGGAUCAUCAGAGUUCAAAGCGGAUUUUCGGUUCAGGUCAACUUCCACAAGUUCAAAAGCAGAGAGAACGUCGACAUUGUCAGACUUUAUGAAGGAGUCGGCGCUGAGAAGAAUUUGGCAGCUGAGCUCUCAGGCGACACCCCUCCCGGGACCGUAUGGCUACUCACCAACCGAUCCACCAUUGAGUUUUCCACAGACAAUUUUGAUGGUGUGUCAGGAUUCAAUGCCACCUUCAGUACCAGCGAUCUGUCAGGCCUCGCCGAUUCAAAGAAGUUGUCGUGCACAUUUGAAAGCGGGCUUUGCUUCUGGAGGCAGGAACAAGAUGACGACGGCGACUGGCUUCGGAGCAGAGGGGCCACAUUCCCGCCUCUCAGCGGCCCGAGUGUAGACCACACUCUGGGAAACCCUUCUGGUUUCUACUUGGUCACCCCUCUGAGUCCUGGCCAAUGGCUGAAGAGCUUCAGAAUCUACAGCCUGCCUCUGACGCCGCCCGACCAUCCCAUUUGCCUGCGUUUCUGGUAUCAUAUGUUUGGAGAAGACGUCCACCGUUUUCAAGUGUUGCUGCAUGGUACCUCUCCAGGUGCCAUCCCUAAAGUGGUGUUCCGCAGGGACGGUAACUAUGGCGACAACUGGAACCACGGACAAGUGCUCCUUAACUUCACUGUUGACACGCAGGUUGUGUUCGAAGCUCUGAAGAGAGGUGGGCUGAGGAAUGACAUCGCGUUGGAUGACAUCACAUUGAUGUCUGAGCCCUGUGGACCCGCCCCCCCUGAACCCACCCUGGUGCCCACUCCUACUCCUCUGCCCACCAUUCCAGCUGACUGUGGCGGUCCUUUCGACGUGUGGGAGCCAAACUCUACCUUCAAGUCGCCAAAUUACCCACAGUCCUACGGGAACAGAGCUCGCUGUUUGUGGACGCUCCACGCUGUCCCGGGUCGAAACAUCCAAGUCCACUUCUUGGACUUUGACAUUGAAGAUAACUACGACAUAGUAGAGGUCCGCGACGGGAUGGGGCCCAACUCCACCUUACUGGCCGUUCUCACUGGCAGUGGUGUCCCCGACCGUGACUUAAUUUCAACAACCAAUCACGUGACGGUCUGGUUCUUCACGGAUAGUUCUGGCCAUGGACGAGGGUUCAAUGCCAACUUUACCUCCGGGGUCAGUUUGGGGUCUCCAGAGCCGUGUCCUGCAGACCAGUUCCAGUGUCGGACAGGCAGCUGUAUCCAAGGAAACCAUCAGUGUGAUGGAACAGUCGAGUGUGGCGACGCUUCAGAUGAAGCUAACUGUGUUGUGUUGCAGAUGAACUCUUCCAGUCGUCUCCAGUUUCAGAUCGCUUCCUUUUGGUUCACCGUGUGUGCAGACAGCUGGACGCCGCGCCUGUCUCACUUCACCUGUCAAUACCUGGGAUACAGGUCCGGCGAAGCCACUCUGGUGCCAGCCUUACCAGUUGAUUCACCCUUCACUAGUGUCAAAGUCACCAGUAAUGGAAGUCUGGAAUCCACCGUGAGCGAGCGUUGUGUCAACGACCGUGUGAUUUCGCUCCGCUGUGACAACCAGCCCUGUGGAGCUCGUGUAGCCGCCCGUGACACCGUGGACCACUCAGCAACCAGAGAUGGGGAGGUCCGAGUGGUUGGCGGGUCGGACGCAGACAGAGGGGCCUGGCCGUGGGUGGUGUCGCUGCAUUGGAAUGGUCGCCACGUGUGCGGUGCCACGUUGCUCGGUCGCCGUUGGCUGCUGACCGCCGCCCACUGCGUGUACGGGAAGGAACGCCCCCUGAGCCGGUGGUCCGCCAAGUUGGGUAUCAGGGCUCAGAACCACGCCGAGGACGCAAACUCGUUCCAAAUCGAUGCCGUGUUCAUCAACGUGCACUACAACAGAUUCAGCAAACAGGCCGACAUUGCCAUGAUGCGCCUCAGCACCCCCGCCAACUUCACUGAUUUGAUCCAGCCAGUGUGUUUACCUGAAAAUGGUCAAGAGUUCCAAGCAGGGAGGAAAUGUUGGAUCGCCGGAUGGGGGCGACUGGCCGAGGAGGGUUCUCUUCCAGACAUCCUGCAGGAGGCCGAGGUUCCCCUGGUGGACCGGCCCUGGUGCCAACGCGCUUUGCCCGAGUACGCUAUCACGUCCAGCAUGCUUUGCGCGGGCUUCCCGCAGGGCGGCAUCGACUCCUGUCAGGGUGACUCCGGCGGUCCGCUCAUGUGCGAGGAGGAGGGACGCUGGACUCUGAUUGGCGUCACGUCCUUCGGGAUCGGUUGCGGUCGGCCUGACCGGCCCGGCGUCUACACCAGAGUGUCGGCCUUCGUCGCCUGGAUCGCGGAAACGCGACGCUCCUCGCCCGCAUCAUGAGAUUCUUCUCCUCCCCUCCUCUGCAAGCUCCUCCUCUUGUUCUCCCUUUGACUCGUCUUCCUCGCUCUCGAGCACCACCUCUUUCUCACUCUAUCAUCUUCCAUCCGCCACCCCUCCCUCCUCCUUCCACACAUCAUUACCCCUCCACCACAACCUCUUCCUCCCCUUUUUCCUUCUACCCACCUUUCUCCUCCUCCUCCUCCUACUCAUCUUCAUCCACCUUCUCUUCCUUCUCCUCUUAUUGCAAUUUCUACUUCUUCGUGUCGAGUCAAAUCCUGUUUAUUUGUUUGACCCACAAUCCUAAAAGAGCCUCAGAAACUCAAAACCCCAUUUGAGACACCGCGAGAAGGGACCGCAGAUGGUAGACCCCCCCCCCCCCCUUUCCAGGAUGACCGGGCUGGAAAGGAUGUCGAGUUGGCAACAGUUGUCGCACAGUACGGCGCUCCGCGACGUUCAGUAAGACAUCAUUUGAGACACUGUCGGCGGAUCUGCCUCGGGACACGGAUGGGUCGACUGGAGCAGAAUUCUCCACGAGCCAAGACUCCCGGGGGAAGGGGUCCACCUCGGAGCUUGUCCCAGUUGGUCGGUCCGGAACCCAACAGCGGCAGACUCUGAUUGGGUUAACGUCGCCUGACACGCGCUUCCAACAGGAGAGGAGAUAAAACAAGCGGCAGGAAGAACCGCCAACGUGAACUUGAAAUAAAAUAAAUGCCAAAGAGUACGAAAAUAAGUCUUAAAUUGAGAUUUCAUGGGCAGGUCAUUUCAGAGUGCUGUAACUUUAAUAAA
Messenger RNA from Syngnathoides biaculeatus (alligator pipefish), 4347 nucleotides. It is a transcript of the gene tmprss15, whose product is annotated as transmembrane serine protease 15. Gene Ontology annotation, biological process: proteolysis. The transcript has 26 exons. Gene Ontology annotation, cellular component: membrane. Bases 484 to 3561 code for a protein of 1025 amino acids. Gene Ontology annotation, molecular function: serine-type endopeptidase activity; protein binding. The record is from RefSeq and is a predicted model, not a curated record. NCBI's taxonomy places the organism in Eukaryota, Metazoa, Chordata, Actinopteri, Syngnathiformes, Syngnathidae.